AUGGAUGAACUAUUGGGGGCUAUAUAGCAAAGGAAAGCCAAAAUAAAUGAGAUUUAGGAGGCUAUUUAUUAGAUCAAGGGCAAUUAGCAGUAGGAGAGAUUGACUGUAUACUCUAUGGUAAGGAAGUUGAAGGAAGAGGAGAAGAUAAGAGCAGAGAAGGAGAAUUGGAUCAUAGGAGUGAUUCGAAACACCAAACAAUACAACGAAGAACAAAUGUGGUACAUUUAGAUUUCUAAUUUUAGUCACAUCUAUGUCAAGACAAAUGAAAUGAUGAAAGCUAUCAGCAAUCAAUUUUUAGAAAUCCCCUAUACACCUACAUGUAAUAUGUAUUAAUAUUUGGAAAAUUAUUACACACUUCAUUCAAGCUUCCAGAAGCAUCUGAAUUAGGAUACUCAAUUAAAAGUACAAUUUAAGCAAGCAGUCAGAGUUGGAAAUAUCUCAUUAGUGACUGAUCUAAUUAAGUCACUUUUAGGAACCUCUCGUAAACAAUACAGAGAUUUCGUCGAAGAAUUGAGUAAUCAAGUCAAGAAAGAACCAUCUCCACAGAAAAUUAGAAUAGAAAAUCAACGCAUUCGUUCAUCAACACAAAAGAUCGAAGAAGUCAAAUUAGUUGAAAAGCCUCCUACCACAACCAUGAUCAAUAAGGUAGAUAGAAUCAAACGAAAACAAAUCACUAUUUCAAAAAUACAAAGUUCUUGCGAUUUGUCUCCAACUACUGAAACUCCUACGUUAUAUCUCAGAAACAAAUUCAAAGAGAUCGAAAAAGCUCCAUUCGCCUCCAUGUUUGCCAAUAUCACCACUGUCAUUGAGGAUCUGGAUGAACAGAACAUUUAAAUAUGUGAUUAUCAGACAGUCAAGAGACAAUCUCAAAAUUAUGAAGAGUUUAAAACUAACUAUGAUGCUCUCUGUGAUAAGAUUCGAUUAAGAAACAAUCUCAUCUAAUAGAGUGUCUUUGACUAUACCAACUACGCAUUGAAAAGAGUCUAAAAUGUUGAGACCGAAUACCCCAAUUUAAUCAAAGAAAAAUACACUACACUGUAGAAUAAUCAAGAUUAUCAUUUCUGCAAUAUUCAACUUAAACCCAUUUUUGACAGUUUGUGUCCUUGUAUGCAAAAGCAGACCGUUUAACCGAAAAUGUCCCCCAUUAAAAACAAAGUCAUCAUCAGAAAGUCUAUCUUAUAGAUUAAAAAUCUGAUUAACAAUCUAAAAAAGAAUAAAUUGAUGUAAGCAAACACAACAAUAGUCCUAAUAACAACGGGAAGUCAAAAUAACAAAUGCCCACAACUCAAGUUAUAUAAGGAUGCCCAAUUGAUUAAGCCUCAUCCUAGAGCAUUAUCAGCCAAUACUCAACAGUAACCUGUCAAAUACUUGACAUGCUCGAGUUUUAUAGAGAAUCCUAUUGCAAUCAAAACUAAUCUCUUAGUUCGAAGCACUUAUGAAUGA
Messenger RNA from Paramecium tetraurelia, 1443 nucleotides. RefSeq lists its product as uncharacterized. Lineage: Eukaryota; Ciliophora; Oligohymenophorea; Peniculida; Parameciidae. The transcript has 4 exons. The record is from RefSeq and is a predicted model, not a curated record.